Molecule: messenger RNA, 1914 nt
Organism: Glarea lozoyensis ATCC 20868
Lineage: Eukaryota; Fungi; Ascomycota; Leotiomycetes; Helotiales; Helotiaceae
Product: Metallo-dependent phosphatase
Exons: 5
Coding region: 1-1914 (637 amino acids)
Source: RefSeq, a predicted model, not a curated record
AUGUUUCAAGAGCUCACAUUUUUGUCGCUGGCAACAGCCACAUUCGCUUCUUUUGCAGGCAACUUAAAUUAUAGGAGUCCUUCUCACCACCAUCCAUCACUUGGAGUUUCAAUCCGUAAGGUAGCUGCGAGAAACACACCUACAGCGCCAUGGAAUCCGGCUCAACUGAAUUUUACUCACGGCGUUGCAAGUGGAGAUCCAUAUGACACAAGUGUCAUUUUAUGGACUCGAGCGGCUCCUACUUCAGAAAAUGACAAAUCAAACAUUACCGUCUCUGGUUUUGUGCCACUCUUCAGCCACGAGACCGACGAGUACGUGCUAGCAAGUAAAGCACCGAUUUGCGUUGACUAUAAAGUAUCGACCGACGAGGAUUUUGACUGCGUUGCCGAUCAUGGCACGGUUUACACCUCUUCCGACAUUGACUUCACUGUCAAAGUUGAAGCGAAAAACUUGACUCCGUACACUCGGUAUUACUAUCAAUUCAAUAUUUGCAACUCUAAUAACACCAGUCCUGUCGGCCGCACGAAAACCAUUCCAAGCAAAGGAGACAAGGUAAACACGGAAGUUAAGGUUGCUGUGUAUUCAUGUAGCAACUAUCCUUUCGGAUUCUUCAAUGCUUUCGGAAACUCUGCUCGAAAAGAUUCUGUCGAUUAUGUUAUCCAUCUUGGUGACUAUAUCUACGAAUAUGCCAACGGCGAAUAUGGCUGGGGCAACUCGUUAGGGCGGAUUCCACUACCGAACAGGCAGAUUUACACACUUUACGAUUACCGCAAAAGACUUGCCACCUAUCGUACGGAUCUUGAUUUGGUGCUAUCUCACCAGCAAUAUCCAUGGAUUCCGGUCUGGGAUGAUCAUGAGGUCGCAGAUAAUACAUGGCGCGAUGGUUCAGCGGAGCUCAACAACACCGAAGAUUCUUUUAUCAAAGAUGGUGGUGUCUCUGUUGACCAACGUAAGAUGAACGCUGUACGAGCCUACUUUGAGUGGAUGCCAAUUCGACAAGUGGAAAUGGACGACAAUCUCAGAAUUUGGCGCAAUUUUGAGAUUGGAGACCUGAUGGAUUUGAUAAUGUUGGAUACUCGUCAAUAUGAUCGUUCUAUUACCGAUUUGUACUGGAACACGGAUUAUGUUCAUGAGAUAUCCAACGAUGCUUCACGAUCCCUGAUGGGACCUCGGCAAGAAAACUGGUUCUAUAACCGCCUUAUCGAGUCCUCUAAGCGAGGAGCAGCCUGGAGAAUUAUAGGUAAUCAAGUCAUAUUCUCCAGGGUCAAUUUGUCGGCAGCUUACGGUCCUGAAAAUCCUGUUAAUUACGAUGCAUGGGAUGGCUAUCAAAGCAAUCGUAACCGUACACUCGCAACCCUGUACGACAACAAGAUUGACAACACAAUUUUCCUAGCCGGAGACAGCCAUGCUUCAUGGGUUUCCGAUCUUGUGUGGCUCGACACACAUCCAUACGACUCAAAAACAGGUGACGGAUCAAUCGGCGUAGAGUUUGCCGGCUCAGCAGUAUCUUCACCUUGUCCUUUCGGUCAAAACAUUACUUUGAAGUCCGCAAACACUUACUCCUCCAUCGUUCAAUCAAUGAAUCCGGAACUUCAGUGGCAAGACCUCUACUAUCGCGGUUACUUCGAGAUGAGCAUUUCUCACGAAGCCGUUCAUGCUUCCUUCUUCGGUAUGCCAAAUAUUACAACAAGAAAUGGAUACGAGAUUUCUCUUGCGAACUUCACCGUGUUGAGUGGGGAGAAUAAGUUGAUGAGGACCGAUGGCGUGGUUGCGGGUGGAAGUGUGGAGAGUGGAAGUUUAAAAUUCGGAAUUGUAAAGGGGACGAAUGCAACAAACGACACUGCUACGGGAAGGCGGUUCAUCUAUGGACCCCAGCUGAACUCGACAGCCGGUAACUCGACUUUGCGUAGCUAA